Molecule: messenger RNA, 1176 nt
Organism: Zasmidium cellare ATCC 36951
Lineage: Eukaryota; Fungi; Ascomycota; Dothideomycetes; Mycosphaerellales; Mycosphaerellaceae
Exons: 1
Coding region: 1-1176 (391 amino acids)
Source: RefSeq, a predicted model, not a curated record
AUGUCUCAAACCACCUCCAGCAAAGAAGUCUUCCGCCCACCUCUCUUCUCCUUCAAAAACGGACCUCUCAAGCGGCUGCCUUUCAACAAGCCACCGCACUUCUCUUUCCUUGACUUUCCGGCCGAGCUUCGCAACUUGAUCUACCAUUUCGCAGUGGUUGUUCCUUUUGUCAUCCGGAAUGAUGAUGUCUCGUACAAGAAUGACCGGAAACGCCGCGAUCGGAUUACCGCCUGCUUCACUUUCAUGCGGACUUGCCGGCAGGUUUACGAGGAGGCGGCGCCGGUUUUUUGGGGUGGGAAUACUUUUUUGUUGCAAGCUCUGCCCUUUCAAGGGCUCAUGAACUUUACGACCCGUGGAGACGCCACUAAUGCAACGCACCUCGACAACAAUUCUGCCUGGUAUGUGCGUGUCGCUGUCCGAUCGCCAGAGUCGCAGCGGAAGAUCAGAAGAUUGACCUGGAUCUAUGGGAAUGAGAGAGAUGCAGCAACGCGAUACUCCAAGAACUGGGUACUCCAGAGUUCCAGGUGGUCGAUGCUGUCAACCUUCCUUCAGAACGUCACUGAGUUGACAAUGAUUCUCGACAACACAGCAACGAGGUUCAUUCGCUUUCCUAGAGAGGAAGGCAUCGCGGAGUACGUGGAGACGCUUUGGUCAUCACGCCAACCAGAGGAGGGAAAGGAGUCGUUCAUCUCCUUUGUUACUUUCGCGUCAAAGGUCUUGAGAGUGAGCACUCUGGGAUAUCUGAAAUUCCUCACUUCCAAAGCUUUCCGAGGAAUUCGCUCGAUCCGCUUAGGAGGUGUUGCAGACGAGGUUGACGACCCAUAUAAAGUUCUCAAGACAAGCAUCCAGUUCUACCAGGACAUUGGUUCAGCCGUGACAUCGUGGGGGCUCACCUUCAGCAUCGCCGGAAUACAAGAGUCGCCACCUAUGGAUGAAGCCGAAGCCUUUUCUUGCCGCAUGUCGACCGAUGAGACCGACUUUCUCUAUUCGAUGAUUAAAAAGGACGACUACUUGAGGAAGUAUGUCACCAGGAGGGCGGGUGAUAGGGCUGGCCGAUUUGGGAGCGUGCGGAAGGAUGAGUAUGUGGAAGAGGAUACGGAUUCAGAAGAAGAAGAGGAAGAAGAAGAAGAAGAAGAAGAAGACGGUAGCGAAGAUGAGGAGCAAGAUGAGGAUUGA